GCUGUUUAGAUUUUUGUCCUCACUCAGCCACCAUACGGAACUCGCUUCUGAUUGGUCAAUUCACGGGCCAUGUUAAAUACAAUCGUUGGGAGAACGUCCAUCGGACUGCAGUCAAGAUGAGUCUGAGAAAGCAGACCCCGAGUGACUUUCUGAAGCAGAUAAUUGGGAGACCGGUAGUGGUGAAACUGAACUCUGGUGUGGAUUACCGAGGUGUCCUGGCUUGUCUGGAUGGUUACAUGAACAUUGCCAUUGAGCAGACAGAGGAGUAUGUCAAUGGGCAGCUCAAGAACAAAUAUGGAGACGCUUUUCUACGAGGAAAUAAUGUUCUUUACAUCAGCACCCAGAAGAGGAAAGUGUAGUGAAGAUCAUUUUGUGCUUUCAUUCUUAUUUUCCAGUAUUUCAUAUGAGUGAACAGCUGUCAUGUGUUUUUGGUUACGUAAAGCCUGAGGUCCUGAAGAAUGUUUUUGUAAAAAUGGAAUAAGGUAAUAAAUUUUGUUUGAGUUUUGCGUUAU
This is a messenger RNA of Monopterus albus (swamp eel), 512 nucleotides long. It is a transcript of the gene lsm6, whose product is annotated as LSM6 homolog, U6 small nuclear RNA and mRNA degradation associated. Gene Ontology annotation, molecular function: RNA binding. The record is from RefSeq and is a predicted model, not a curated record. Gene Ontology annotation, biological process: maturation of SSU-rRNA; mRNA splicing, via spliceosome. NCBI's taxonomy places the organism in Eukaryota, Metazoa, Chordata, Actinopteri, Synbranchiformes, Synbranchidae. The transcript is spliced from 4 exons. The coding region runs from base 117 to 359 and encodes 80 amino acids. Gene Ontology annotation, cellular component: sno(s)RNA-containing ribonucleoprotein complex; P-body; nucleolus.